UUUAUCGAAGUAAGAUGGAAUCGAGUAGUUUCUUCAACUGUCCUGUUAGAGUAAAAGACGAACCUCGUGAUGAGCUUCUCAAUGAUAAUGAUUAUAAAAUAAUUGACACGACACCACUCACUCAAAAUAUUAAAUACGAAAGGUUUUGGCAAGAAAAUUCAACCCAAGGGCUUCUUCAUGAAUAUGACGAAAAUCAUGAAAUUGAACUUGACGAUCUGGAAAUCGAAAUGGAAUGUACAGACAUGAAGCCCAAUUUAUUGGUGGUUGCGAAAAUUGAAGAUCAUUCUCCAAAUCAAUGGCCGAAUAGUGAUGAGUAUGAAACUGGAAGCAAAAUUAAAUUAGAAAGUGUCGGGACAGUGAAGAAAGAAAUUUUAAGCGAAGAAGAAACUGAUUUGAAUUUCGAAUGUGCACUCAGCGAGCAAAAUAAACAAGAAACUGUUUCAAAAGAGCUGAACAAUGAAAAUAGGCUCAAAACUCAUAAUGAUACUACGCAUAAUAAAAUCACCCAUGAUUGUGAUAUUUGCGGAAAAUCAUUCAGACAAAAAGGUCAUCUAAACGUCCACUUCGAGUCGGUGCAUAAUGAAGUCAGACAUCCAUGCGAUAUAUGUCAAAAGACAUUCUCAUCCAAGAGUAAUCUCAAAACUCACAUCGAUUCGGUGCAUAAUGGUAUUUCACAUGCGUGCGAUAUAUGUCAAAAGACAUUCUCAUCCAAGAGUAAUCUCAAAACUCACAUCGAUUCGGUGCAUAAUGGUAUUUCACAUGCGUGCGAUGUAUGCCAAAAGACAUUCUCAAAGAAGAGUACUCUCAAAUAUCACAUAGAAUCGGUGCAUAAUGGUAUUUCACAUGCGUGCGAUGUAUGCCAAAAGACCUACUCAGACAAGAGUAGUCUCAAAAAACACAUCGAUUCGGUGCAUAAUGGUGUUUCACAUGCAUGUGAUAUUUGUGGAAAGACAUUUACUCGUAAAGAUUAUCUCAAAAUCCACGUCGAAUCGAUACAUCAUAAAAUCACGCAUCCAUGUGAUACAUGCCAAAAGACAUUCACACAGAAGAGUCAUCUCAAAAAACACAUCGAUACGGUGCAUAAUGGUGUCAGUCACGAAUGUAAUAUUUGUGAAAAUGUUUUUAAACGUAAAGGCGAUCUCAAAAAGCACAUUGUUCGGUGCAUCAUAAAAUAAGGCAUGCAUGUGAUAAAUGCCGAAAGACAUUCUCAAACAAUAAUUAUCUCAAAAAGCACAUCGAUUCGGAGCAUAAUGGUGUCCCUUAUGCGUGUGACAUUUGUGGGAAGACAUUCUCACAAAAAAGUAAUCUCAAAACUCACAUCAAAUCGAUACAUCAUAAAAUUACGCAUCCAUGUGAUAUGUGCACAAAGAAAUUUACUGCGAAAAGAAGUCUUAAAGCCCAUAUCGAUGCGGAGCACAAUGGAAUCACCCGCGCAUGUGAUUUCUGCGAAAAAAAAUUUAAAUAUCAGAAUUAUCUCAAUAAGCAUGUGAAAUCGUCGCAUAAUGUUAUAACCCAUUCAUGCGGGACAUGCGGAAAGACAUUCAGACAAAAAAGAAAUCUUAAAGCUCACAUCGACGUGGCGCAUAAUUCGCGCAUAAAAACCUAACAUAUAUAUUAAAUUUAUGUUCAAUGAUGACUCACUGAUGUACUAUUUAGUGUACUGUCAAACAAGACUAAUAAUUUUUAUUAAUUACGAUAUUUUGUUUUCUUCAUCUAUUCUGUUAUCUUGGUCUGCAAAAACAAUGACAAGUUUGAAAAAAAUAAAUUUCUUUUUUCCCGAAAAAA
Messenger RNA from Trichogramma pretiosum, 1785 nucleotides. RefSeq names its product zinc finger and BTB domain-containing protein 41-like. NCBI's taxonomy places the organism in Eukaryota, Metazoa, Arthropoda, Insecta, Hymenoptera, Trichogrammatidae. The record is from RefSeq and is a predicted model, not a curated record. Gene Ontology annotation, cellular component: nucleus. The transcript has 3 exons. Bases 15 to 1175 code for a protein of 386 amino acids.